Anopheles nili is the source of this 1614-nucleotide messenger RNA. RefSeq names its product trissin receptor. Gene Ontology annotation, molecular function: neuropeptide Y receptor activity. The transcript has 8 exons. Bases 1 to 1614 code for a protein of 537 amino acids. Lineage: Eukaryota; Metazoa; Arthropoda; Insecta; Diptera; Culicidae. Gene Ontology annotation, cellular component: plasma membrane. Gene Ontology annotation, biological process: G protein-coupled receptor signaling pathway. The record is from RefSeq and is a predicted model, not a curated record.
AUGAUAGACUUUCCCAACGGGACUGCCGGUGUGAUGAGCCUGCUCAGCUCAAGCGCCGCGUUUCUCGACGAGCUGGGUUCGGCCAGCGGUGGGUUGCUGUUACAAGCGGCGGGAAAUCCCUCGACGCCCGUUGGAAACGCCUCCACUGCGCUCGGCAACUACUCCACACCGUCCUCGUUUACGGAACACAGCUCAAUGGCUCCGCUGCUCACCACGACGCUGCUGAACGUGAACGGCACGCUAGAGUUCGGUACCACUGGUACCGGUGGAGGAUCGGCCGGAAACCUGACGCACUCGUUCACCAACUUCGUGCACAAGGAGUUCAUUUUCGACCGGACCGACGUGCGCGUCAUAUUCAUCACACUCUACUCGCUGGUGUUCUGUUGCUGCUUUUUCGGGAACCUGCUCGUGAUUCUCGUCGUAACGCUCUCGAGAAGACUGCGCUCGAUAACGAACUUCUUCCUUGCGAACUUGGCCGUGGCUGACCUGUGCGUGGGGGUGUUUUGUGUGAUGCAAAACUUGACUAUCUACUUGAUCGAAAGCUGGGUGUUUGGGGACUUCCUGUGCAAGAUGUACCAGUUUGUGCACUCGCUCAGCUACACCGCCUCGAUAUUCAUCCUGGUCGUCAUCUGCAUGGAGCGGUACUUUGCCAUCAUCCAUCCGAUCACGUGCAAGCAGAUCCUCACAUCGCGCCGGUUGCGACUCGUGAUCGUAGCCGUUUGGAUAACGUCCGCCGUGUACUCGAUCCCAAAGUUCAUCUUUGUGCGCACGAUCACGAACAAUCUUGGCGAUGAUCAGCUGGAAACGAUCUGCAUCGUCAAUCGGAAAAUGUUCAACUCCGAGCUGUUCGAUAUCAUCAACUUUGCCCUGCUGUACCUUCUGCCACUAAUAGUCAUGACGGUCCUGUACAGCCGCAUCGCGAUCGCUUUGUGGAAAAGCUCCCGGGGGUUAGAACGGCACAUCGCACUGCAGAAUACGACCUCAGCUAGCUACACGAGCAACUUUCACCGGAAGCCAAGCAGCAAGUACGAAAAACGAGCCGCAGGUGUCACCGAAAGCCAGGUGUCGGUGGAAUCGGAUAAGGUGGUGGUGACGACGUGGCCAGCACAGAACAGCUUCCACCAACGGCACGGCACUCAGCUGACGCAGGUCUCCCAUUCCUCGAACAACGUGUUGCGAGCUCGCCGGGGCGUCAUCCGGAUGUUGAUGGUGGUGGUGCUGACGUUCGCCCUCUGCAACUUGCCCUUUCACGCGCGCAAGAUGUGGCAGUACUGGUCCACGGACUACAAGGGUGAUUCGAACUUUAACGCGCUUUUCACACCGCUCACCUUCCUAGUGACGUAUUUCAACUCCGGCGUCAAUCCGCUUCUGUACGCGUUCCUAAGCCGCAACUUUCGCAAAGGCAUGCGCGAGCUGUUGCUGUGUUCGUUCAAGAAGAACAAGAACAAAUCGCUCAACCAGCGCAUCCCGCUGCACCGACCACGGUCCAUCCUAGUGCUGUUGCGGCAUGCCAUGCUUUGCUGGGCCACGGACAAACCGACCGUCUCCCUCACGACGCACUGUCCUUCGCCGACGUCCCGCUCGCUUGAUGGCAUCGAUGAGCGGAUGCUGUGA